Lactuca saligna is the source of this 948-nucleotide messenger RNA. NCBI's taxonomy places the organism in Eukaryota, Viridiplantae, Streptophyta, Magnoliopsida, Asterales, Asteraceae. The record is from the annotation of a GenBank genome assembly.
AUGGCAUCUAGAAAUUCUAAACUCUUUCUUCCCUUUUCAUGCAUACUCCUUCUUGCUUCCUUUAUCCUAACAGUUCUUUCACAUCCUCACGACACUCAUUUACGACCAAAUACAUUGUCCAGUAAAGAUACGAACUCGUCGCCUUUUGGGUCUCUUAAAGCCAUGCAAGGGUCUCAUAAGGGCGACACAGUAAAAGGCAUUCGUGACCUUAAACUCUAUCUUGCUCAUUUCGGAUACCUAAACUACCACAAAAACCCUAAUCUCGCAGACCUUGAAGAAGAUCAUUUUGACGAUAAGCUUGAGGUAGCGCUCAAGUCGUACCAGGUCUACUAUCAUCUCAACGCGACAGGGACGCUUGACGAGCCAACGAUAUCCCAGAUGGCCAUGCCUCGUUGUGGUUUCCCCGAUAAAGUAAUUCACCAACACACUGAUAACUCUUUCCACAUAGUCUCGCAUUACCAAUUCCUUCCCGGAACACCAAAAUGGCCUAGUGUUAAAAGGCAUCUAACUUAUGGGUUUGGGCCACUUUUCCCAACCCGGUUCAUGCCACCUGUUACUCGAGCUUUUAACAAAUGGGCCACUGCUUCUGGACGAUAUUUCACGUUUACAAGAGCUACAAGUUAUCAAGGUGCUGAUCUUAAGAUUAGUUUUCAGCGUGUGUCGCAUGGAGAUGGGAGUCCGUUUAACGGAUCUGGUGCGGUGUUGGCCCAUGCUUUUCCACCUGUAGAUGGAAGACUUCAUUUUGAUGCGGAUGAAAGAUGGGCGAUUGGAGCAGUGCCAAAUACAUUCGAUAUGGAGACUUUGGCAUUACACGAAAUAGGGCACCUUCUUGGGCUUGAUCAUAGCCAGUUUCAGAGUGCGAUAAUGUGGGGUAGUUUCAGCGCCGGGGUUACGAAAGGUUUGACCUCAGACGACAUUCAAGGGCUCAGGGCUCUAUAUGGGAUUUAG